Messenger RNA from Didymodactylos carnosus, 2409 nucleotides. The record is from the annotation of a GenBank genome assembly. Lineage: Eukaryota; Metazoa; Rotifera; Eurotatoria; Philodinida; Philodinidae.
AUGGCUGUUCUAUGGGCUUCUCGAGUGACAUACCUGUUAAUAUUGAUAUUCAAUUUGUCAACAUGGAUUGAUCUAAUAGGCAUUUGGACUGAAUUACCCUUAAUUGUAGCUCACUUGCCUGAAGGUUGGACACUGCCGUCCAUCAUAUCAAUGAUAACAUGUCUUUCAAACAUAUAUCCAUUAAUUAUCAUAGUUAUACGAUGCAUCAGAGGCAGCAAAAACUUUUCCGAAAUACCUCAUAUUUAUGCUGUUAUUUUUAUUGGUAUUGGUGGUUGUAUGGUAUUAGGACUGUUCUGGCAUAAAACAUUUUAUCUAUUUCAUCAACAACGUAGUGUUAUAUUUUUAGUUGCUACAUUUUUUCUCUCAAUGUUAGAUUGUUCAUCAAGUCUUAUAUAUUUUGAUUAUAUGAAACGUUUUCGUCCGAAAUAUUUGAAUGCAAUGUUUUUUGGUGAAGGUUUAACGGGUCUUAUCCCAGCUCUUAUUGCAUUUGCCCAAGGUAUUGGAGGCGAAAUAACAUGUGAAAGUGGACAUAAGCCUUCCUAUUCCAGACCAAGAUUUAGUGUUAAAAUUUACUUUUUUAUACUGGCUGCUCUUAUCACAUGUUCAUUAUUCGCAUUUAUUCUCCUUCAAUGGACUUCAAUUGCCCAAUCUGGUGAUGCUCUAGAAAAGAGGGAUGAAACGAUGAUUAUUGAAGACCAAAAUGUGAAACAGGUUUUUAUAGUGAAACCGGUAACAACCUUAGUAACAAGAAACUACAUAUCAAAGACAAACUAUUAUUUUCUAUUAAUUCUAAAUACAAUAAAUGCUUUAAUUGUGUAUGGAUGUUUACCAUCGCUUAUAACUUACGCUGUCCUACCGUAUGGUCAACGUGCAUUUUAUUAUUGUUCAGUGUUAGCACCGCUGACCUUUCCGUUGGCUUGUUUUCUAAAUCUUGUGCUUAAAUCUAAACUGAGAUUGAUCAUUGUCUGUUCAUUCAUUAGUACAGCUGGUAUUUUAUUUAUUUUCUAUAUUGCAUUUAACAGUCCUUGUCCAAUAUUACAUGAUACAACCAAAGGUGCCAUUUUAGUAACUGUCAUCUGGUGCACAAUUUCAUUUUCUAGUGCUUAUAUUCGUGUGAGAAUAGGAAAUAUAAUUAAAACAUCAUGGUCAAACGAAAACGGUUUGUUUAUUUAUGGUGUAACCACUCAAAUAGGCUGUUGUUUAGGAGCAGUCCCAUUAUUUUUCAUAAUUAAUGUCUUUCAGUUCCUAAAGGAUCGACAACCAUGUAUCAGAUAUUGUCAUACUCGGCUGCAGUCGUCAUAAUUACAACUGCAUAUAAGAGUUUGUUUUCUCAGCGUAUAUCAUCAGGAGCUGUUAUAAAGUUAUGUUUAAAAUAAAGACAGGGGAAGAUAACGUUAGUUGCUUUUUAUUAUAAGAAGAUGUUUUACUUGGAAGAUGUUUUUUACUUCACUUUAUUGUUUCAAGGAAAUCAGCCACUGAGAUAGGCACGUUGCUUACUGCUCUGCGGCAUAUGCUGUGAAAAUCGAAAAUAUGUGAAAUUGUUUUAAAGCAGUGCAGUGCAUCGAUGAAAUAGCUUGGAAGCUUCCUCCAUCCUCCGGCAUGCCACAAAUUUUAUGUUUCACCGAGCUAAAAAUCUUCAGAUGGGUAGCGCGUGCACGUCGGCUAUGAUAACAGGUUAGUGUGGUAGUAUUUUGUAAGGAAUUGAUGAUUUUUUUGACGAAUCUUUUUGAAGCACUAAAAGUUUGGACAAAAAGUUUUAAUUACUUACAUCGAUUUUGAUGAGCUUCUAAAGUACACCUACCAUAAAAGCUUCAAAUGUUCAAAAUCUACUUUUUCCAGUAGGUUUUCGGACAGACUGAUGCUCAUUAUUCUGAAGACUAGAACUGUUUUGGAAGUGUAUUGGGGUAGCUCAUUCUGUGAAUUCGCACAGAUUUCUUAACGGGUCUUUGCUAAACCGUUGAGCUAUCCGUAUUUUGGCCCCCCAAAACAAAGGAAGCAUCCGGAAAGAAAUAAUUAAAAAAACCCGAUCGUAUUCGAGUCUGGUGUUUGCGGUAAAAAGUUUAGUUCUAAUAAACAAAAUCUUGAUAGGGUAAAUCCAUCUGCAGUGAGACAAUUUUUAUUCUAGAAAUAGCGAUAAAUAGUUUCGAAGGUCUGAAAAAAUUUUCUCCCCUUUUUUUUGAAAUAGAUGUUUAUAGUGUUUUGUCCCCAUUAAUUUGUUUUUAGAUGGCGAUAGAAAAAGCACGUCAUACGAUUCACAUAAACAUUUUCUUUCGAACGAACGCGUAAUUUGGCCUCCUCUCUUUUGCUCUUCCAACCAAGAUUCUUUGAGCGUUCUAUUUGAAUGAGCAAAUUUCUCCUACAUCUGUCAACGAUAAUCAAGGUGAAUAACACUCCCUGUUUUGUUGGAUA